AAUGUUAUUGAUAUUAUUUAGGUCGAAAACAGUGUUCAAUGUGUCGAAAGAUAUCAGUGUCAAUGCAUGUUUAAAUCCACGCCAGUGAAAAUGUUCCGAUUGAUUAACUUUUUGGAAUUAGCUAGUUUUUUACGUUUAAAUCACAAUAUUUGAUCUUUUUGGUAUCAACAUUUAAAGCAUAUUUCAGUUUGAAAGGAAAGUAAAAUGUUCAGUUACAGCUAGCAUCAACAGUUACAUCGAUUUUAAUAGUUUUGUUCUGGUACAUCAACCAUAUCGCAAAUCCCAGGAAAAAGAGUUGAGCAAAACACUUGCUGCAAUGACACACACAUACAUGCCUGAGUGAAGAAAUGUGUAUAUUUCGUUAAAACAGUGAAAGUAAGGUAAACAAGACCUGGAAUGACUGAGACAACAUUUCAAAAAACUGGAAAUAUAAGAGGGAUCGGUAGUAUGCUGAAUGAAUGAAGGGAUGAUUUUCAAAAACGCUUGCCAAGGCGUAAUAGUUUGGCACGUGUUGAUUAAAUCAUAUCUUUCUUUAAUUAAAUGUAAACUUAAAUUUAAUCCUACAAUCAAUUAAAUUUCUGGAUUACGGAGUGUGUUAAUUAUUAUUCAAAACCACUAUACAAUUCGUUGACAUGUGGAAACCAGGUGCAUUUAUUAUAAUUAGCUUGUGUUUUGUUAAAGCACAAAUCCAUCUGAUCGACUCGCGAUGCUACUUGGCCGAAGGAGGCUCGGCUGAGAAUUUUCUAGCGAGCGAAGAUGCUGCCGUCGGAUCCGUGCUGGGUACCUUGGGUAUCAACGGAGAUCCAAAAACAGAUAUUUCACUGUCACUGCGCGAGAAAGAUUCGCCGAUCUCCAUAGCGCCGCUGUCCAAGAAUAUCAUCCUGAGUAAGCCUCUAGACAAGGAAGGUGUGGAAGGUCCAGCAUCCGUCUACGUAAACGUCAUUUGCGAUCGCAGAAUGAGCAACGAUCCGAGCUUCCUCAUACCGGUGAAUAUACGUGUUACGGACGUUAACGAUAAUUCUCCGGCAUGGAUUGGCGCGCCCUACGUUGUCAAUAUAUCAGAAGUAACAAUUGUCGGCACAAGAAUUUUGCAGGGUAUUCGAGCUCUCGACAUGGACCAACCGGGGCCAUACUCCACGAUUGAGUAUCAAGUGCUCCCCGGACCACAAUCCAAAUACGUAGCUUUCAUUUCUCCCUUGGAAGGGACACUUGUACUGAAGCACGAACUAGAUUAUGAAACUCUCAGGAACUUUACGGUUGUUUUACGCGCUCAAGACCAAGGUGUUCCGCCAAAAUAUUCCGACACCACGCUAACCAUUUUUGUGCUCGAUGCAGAUGAUCAAAAUCCAAAAUUCUUUCAAGACGUAUACCACGGAACAUUUCAAGGGAAUGUAGUCCCUUCGGAAAUCAAAUUUCAUACAGAACCUAUAAAAGCAAUUGAUCAAGAUUCUGGCUUGAACGCUUCGUUAACAUACUCCAUAGUCCCAUCUUCACAUUCUACGUAUUUUACUAUUGAUUCUAAAACAGCAGCGUUAAGAUUAACAAAACAGUUAAACAUAUCGAAUCCCAUUACUUUGGUAGUGAAAGCUACACAGUUGGAUAACAAUGAUCGUUAUGCGCUGAGUACAGUAAUAUUGUCACAGUUGCAAUCUACUGCUGUCAGCACAAUUGAUAAAGUAAGUUUCAUGCAUUCGAUAUACAGACUUAAGAUAAAGGAGAAUUAUAACCCAGGCAAUACUAUUUUGAAACUUAUCAAAGGAAGCAUGGCAUGGAAUGUAAAUCUUAGAAUUCUAAACGAUACCGAGUUGUAUUGGUUCUCAAUCGAUAGGAACGGUGAUGUUAAACUUAGCAGAUGGUUAGACUAUGAAACGCAGCCUACUCACAAAUUUACCGUAGAACUAAAUGAUGGCAGUAACAAAGAAUACGCGGAAGUGCUUGUAGAAGUUCUAGACGUUAACGACUGGGAACCUCGAUUCAGAAAACCACACUAUACGUUUAAAGUUAGGAAUCGUAAUUUUUCUACUCCCUUAGCGUUAGGAAAAGUUGAAGCUGCUGAUGGAGAUGUUAGAGAUAAGAUCACUUAUUCCUUGCGAGGCGAUCAUGCCAAUUUGUUUUAUAUAGAUUCUGGAGGAACUGUUUGGUUGAAGUACGACGUACCUGACAAAAUGAGUUUCAAACUCCAUCUGAUUGCAACGGAUACAGGGUUUCCACCAAAAUCAACUAGCGUGCCCCUCUCGAUCGAAUUCGACGAAGUAAAUGAAUCGCCUAUCAAGUGGACGACUACUACGAUAGGCGCUUUGACGGGCGUAACUGUGCUUUGUGUCCUGGCAUGUCUGGCAGUGCUGACGUACUUCUGCAGAUCAUCCGUCAACAGGACUAACAGGAAUGUUCCCAUGUUGAUCAGUAGGAGUAAAGCUACCAAUAAAACGUCCAACAUCGGGAUUAUAACAGCAAAUACCCGGGGCUCAAAUAGUUCGAUAAGCGCCAGCGCUUCGACCAUCAUUGCUGCCAGCCUCGAGAGGGAUCAAGACUCAUACACCACAACGAUAAGAGAUAUAGUCAAUCGGGCUCAGCAACCCCAUAAGACUGUUGUUCGCAGUAGCGACAUGGAACAGGAUUCCCUGACGAAUUCUGAAACUGGAUUUCAUUGCUCGUACCCCACCACCACUCAAAGUGGCGCAAGCUGGCACCAGAGGAGCUGCAUGCUCGGUGAAAAAGCACCCAACGACAACGACACUAAUGGUGAAAAUAAGUUAACAGUAUAUUUUUGAGAUUAAUAAUAGAGCUGUUAUUAUACUUAGCUUGACAUAAAAUCUAUUGAUUUUAGUAAAUGGAUACUGAGUGGGUUAGAAGCAAAAGGGUGUGAAAAAAGUAAUAAUGUUUGAAUAAUAAGCUCAAAGUCUAUGGGUGAUUUUUCAUUCUUUACAAAUUAUGGAAAACUGUAGAAUUAAACUCAUUUUAUGCAAACUUUUAAAAUUAA
Aedes albopictus (Asian tiger mosquito) is the source of this 2980-nucleotide messenger RNA. RefSeq names its product protocadherin Fat 4 (gene Cad96Cb). Gene Ontology annotation, biological process: homophilic cell-cell adhesion. The transcript is spliced from 7 exons. NCBI's taxonomy places the organism in Eukaryota, Metazoa, Arthropoda, Insecta, Diptera, Culicidae. Gene Ontology annotation, cellular component: plasma membrane. The coding region runs from base 633 to 2771 and encodes 712 amino acids. The record is from RefSeq and is a predicted model, not a curated record. Gene Ontology annotation, molecular function: calcium ion binding.